CCAACGAAGAAGAGGAAGAAGAAGAGCAUGCGCAGUCGGUGUUCUUGCUAGUAAGUCAAGAUGGCGGAUCUCCUAGGUUCAAUUUUAAACGCGAUGGAAAAGCCUCCAACAGUCGGCGACCAAGAAAGCCGGCGAAAGGCUCGAGAGCAAGCAGCGAGAUUCAAGAAGAUGGAGGAAGAAGAGAAAAAAAAGAAAGUUGCGUUCAGAAAAAAGAUGGAGAAAGAGGUGUCAGAUUUCAUCCAAGACAGUACACAACAGAAGCGCAGAUACAACCCCAUGGGGAAGAUUGAGAGGAGUAUAUUGCAUGAUGUCGCUGAAGUGGCAGGUCUGACUUCUUUCUCUUUUGGGGAGGACGAAGAGAGUCGUUACGUCAUGUUGUUCAAAAAGGAGUUUGCACCAUCUGAUGAGGAGCUGGAGGCUUAUCGCAAAGGAGAGGAGUGGGAUCCGCAGUUGGCAGAGCAGCGUCGCAGGUUGAAAGAGCAGGCGGCGUUGGAAGAAGAAGCAUCCCGCCAGUCGAGCCAGUCUGAGGAGUGUCCCAACUCCAACUACAGAGACAAGUACAGUCACCUGUUCAGCACCUCAGCAGCCAAAGAUGCAGCACACACACUAGAAGCCAACCGAGCGUACGGUUGUGUCCCAGUGGCCAACAAGAGGGACACUCGCUCCAUAGAAGAAGCCAUGAAUGCCAUCAGGGCAAAGAAGAGAGUGAAGCUGAGUGAAGACGAGGACACAGGGACACCAGUGAUGUGUGGUCAGGGGACGCAUGAUGAAAAAUACAAAAUCAAAAAAGAAUAACAUAAAAUAUUAAUAUUUGUCAAUUGAACUGUAUUAUAAAUGGAUUUUCUGUAUAAUUCCAAUUGUUUUUAACAUUUUCUUAAGUAAAAAUCAUUGAAUUUGCAGAUUUCCUGAUCCAAUACAGGGAAGAAACCUAAGGUGAGGCCAACCAUGAGCGUGGUUUGUCUGCUUUGUUGAGCUUCAAAAAGAAGAAAUGGGAGUAAGUACAAAAUAAAGUGAGUAAACAAUUUUUUUGCAAACAAGCAUUAAAAUGAAAUGGACUGUGCAUUGGCUGAUCAGUAAUUUAAGGCCAUCGCUCAAAAAUCCCCCCAAAACCCAUAUAAUGGGAAUAAAAUGUUGACGGCCAUGCACAACCUGAUGGGUUCCAUUGAUGGAAAAAAAUCUUCCUGUUAUACCAGUAACGUUGGAAGCCAUCAAGACCAUCAUGGCUACAUUUUCAUAGUAGAACUUUGUUCCACCUUUCAAUGACCCAUAUUUGGUGCUCGGUGGAAAAUUCCCAACUGGCAAUUUUGUGGCGCUGACGGAUACGAGGCCUUUGAAGACCUUUUUUUGUUGAGGCAGAGUAUCGUCCUGUGGCUUGAUGGUCAGCCAAUCGGAUCCUCUGUCUCAGUGCCAGUGACAUUGUUCUGCAUCUACCACUUUUUUUGUUCCAUAACUCUCCGGAAUAACUUUAAAAUGACUGUUUAUCUUACUGCAUCCAAUGGCAUGCUGUAAGAGGACCUGCUUAUGCAGCUCAACAAUCUGACCGUGUUUAAAGAGAGAAAGCUUUUUUUGCCUUUAAGAGAGCUUGACAGUAUCUGACAGAAAAUGACAUUGGAUCCACAGUUUUUCAAGGCUGUGGUCUUAAACUACUGAUUAGCUGAUGAACAGCCUAUUUCACUUUAAUGCUUGUUUGCACUAAAUUGGUUACUCCUCUCACUCCCGUUUCUUAUUUUUGUAUUUUGAAGCUCUACUAAGAACCCCCCAAAGAUCCAACAGUGCAAAAUGUAACGUCGUGCAAUUUUUCAACCGGUCUUAACGUUUUGAUCUGGAGUGAUCUUUUGAGUCUAUGAAUUAAAAAAAAAAACAAGGACAUUUUUUCCCUUGUUUCCUUGUCUAUGAGCGACUGUUUUUCCAUGAUGUCAUGUCCUAACGCAUGCGACAACUAGAGAUGGAUUGCUAGGAUGGAUGAAUUUUAUUGUUUUUUGUUUGUUUGCUAUUCUCUCAAAGAAAGGUUUGUUGGGGAUAUUUAAAUGUCUGUGCUGUUUUAUCCCAUGUGUAAUUAAAAUGGAGGACAAUA
Doryrhamphus excisus (bluestripe pipefish) is the source of this 2074-nucleotide messenger RNA. RefSeq names its product sperm associated antigen 7 (gene spag7). Gene Ontology annotation, molecular function: nucleic acid binding. The record is from RefSeq and is a predicted model, not a curated record. Lineage: Eukaryota; Metazoa; Chordata; Actinopteri; Syngnathiformes; Syngnathidae.